CUGGGCUGGGCUGGGUGUGGCACUCUCCCUGCCCACUUCUACAACCUGGGGCAGGAACAAAAGCCUGUGGGUGCCUCCAACCACAGCAGAGCUCAGAGAAUCUGCGGGAGCCAGGCUGACCCGCCAGCAUGGUAGAGUUUGCGCCCUUGUCUGUGCCGUGGGAGCGCAGGCUGCAGACCUUUGCUGUCCUACAGUGGGUCUUCUCCUUCUUGGCACUGGCUGAGAUCUGCAUUGCGGGCUUCAUAGCCCUCCUGUUUACAAGAUUCUGGCUCCUCAGUGUCCUGUACGCAGCCUGGUGGUACCUGGACCGAGACAAGCCGCGGCAGGGGGGUCGGCGCGUCCAGGCCGUCAGGUGCUGGACCAUGUGGAAGUACAUGAAGGACUAUUUCCCCAUCUCGCUGGUCAAGACUGCUGAGCUGGACCCCUCGAGGAACUACAUUGCGGGCUUCCACCCCCAUGGAGUCCUGGCAGCCGGAGCCUUUGCCAACCUGUGCACUGAGAGCACCGGCUUCUCUUCCAUCUUCCCCGGGAUCCACCCCCAUCUGAUGAUGCUGACCUUGUGGUUCCGGGUCCCCUUCUUCAGAGAUUACAUCAUGUCCGGAGGGUUGGUCACAUCAGAAAAGGAGAGCGCUGCUCACAUUCUGAGCAGGAAGGGUGGUGGAAACUUGCUGGGCAUCAUUGUAGGGGGUGCCCAGGAGGCCCUAGAUGCCAGGCCUGGAUCCUUCAAGCUGUUACUGCGGAACCGGAAGGGCUUCAUCAGGCUCGCCCUGACACACGGGGCACCCCUGGUGCCAAUCUUCUCCUUCGGGGAGAAUGACCUAUUUGACCAGGUUCCAAAUUGUUCUGGCUCCUGGUUGCGCUGUAUCCAGAACCGGCUGCAGAAGAUCAUGGGCAUCUCCCUCCCACUCUUUCAUGGACGUGGUGUCUUCCAGUACAGUUUUGGUUUAAUACCCUACCGCCGGCCCAUCACCACUGUGGUGGGGAAGCCCAUCGAGGUACAGAAGACGCUGCAUCCCUCGGAGGAGGAGGUGAAUCAGCUGCACCAGCGCUAUAUCAAAGAGCUGUGCAACCUCUUCGAAGCCCACAAGCUUAAGUUCAACAUCCCUGCUGACCAACACUUGGAGUUCUGCUGAGCACCUCCAGCCAGAGGGCAGGGCCAACAUCAGGGAGCCCAGCAGGAGGUGCUGUGCUCUGAGAAGACAUCCUGGAGGUAUUUGUUGAACAGAUCUGCAGAGCCUUCCCAGACUCCUACAAAUCCAACCCAUGCCAGGCUGUGAGUCAUAGUGGGCAACUCAGAAGAGGAGAUCAGACUCUGGCACUGCAAUCUGCACUCCUGCUGCAAGACCUCUGCAAGCCUCCUGCUCCUUGGCUUCUGUCUGCUCAUCAGUAAAAUGGGAGAGAGGGCUGGAAAAGAAUGGUUUCUGAGGUCUCUGUUCUCUGUUGUAACGUCAUUCAAAUAUUAUAAAAGGAAAUGUAGGGGAAAAAAUAGAACAGCGAGGUUUUUAUUUCUCUGGCCUUGAGUAGCAGCACAAAAGAAGCCACAAGCUCCAGUCCCUUCUCCUACAAGCCCCAUCAUCCUGCACCUCAUCCUUCCCUCCCACCCUCAAAGUCUGCCCUCUGCCCUGAAUCAGCCCUCUUUUGCACCAGGUCCUCCCUCUCCAUGCUGGAGAGGAGGGGUGGCCAGUAAGCCCCUGCACUCACCCUAGGUAGCUUCAAGUUUCUGAGUUCUCUGGGUGAUGGAGUGGCAGCCAGAGGCACUCAGAAGGUGGGUAGGGAGGACUGUGCUCUGUUACCAACUGGCUGUAUGACUGUGGGCAGGCCUCUUUUCCCUCCCUCUGAGCCUCAGUUUCCCCAACUGACUCUGAAUCUCAGCUCUGACAUUACAUAGGCUGAGGGCUCCAUAGGGCGCCUCUUACUCAUCCUUUGUAACUUCAGCCCCUGACCUUGGCACAAAAAAGGGGGCUCCGUAAAUGUCAGUUCAAUAAAUGAAUUAUAUUUUAGCACACUUCUCUUUCUUUCUACCGCCAAUCAAGAGGGCUGGUCAAAGCCUCACCCUUGACCCCCAGCCUGGGCCUGGGGCCCCAUCUCACCUCCCCAGAAGCUAGAUGAGACUGGGCCAGAGAAGACCAUGCUGAUCAAUUCUUCCUGAUGUAGCAACCCUAAGCUUACCACCUCUGGCCCCAUUCUGCUGGGAGAGAAGUGGAGUCAAUUCGUUAAGACACAAGGCAAGCCAGCAGAGAAUGGAAACCAGAUGUGAGAUGUGCGCAUGUGUCUGCAGGGGUGUGGGGAUGUUGGGGGGUAAGAUGGGGACAGACUCCCUGACCAGAGCUCUAGAUUCCUGAGUUAGGGACAUGCAUCAGUAGGGAGAGGACAGAGGGUGGCUGGGUUGGACCAGGGCUUGUGACUCUCCCUCACCCUCUAGUGGGGAAACAGAGCAGAUCACAUCCAUAACCACAACAUGGGGGCACUUAGAGAAGUGUACACUUAGGUUUCAGUCCUGGCUCUGACUCUGCCCCUUUUCAGUGAUCCUGGGCAAGCCACAUCUCCAAACCUCGAUUUGUCAUUUGAGACAUAAAUAUUAUAGCAUCCACCUUCAGUUCGUGAGAUAACAAGCUAUUCCCUGUCCUAUGUGGAAUGAUGUGCAGUAUGUGUGUGAAUUAGAAGCCAGGUGACAAAGGU
Cebus imitator (Panamanian white-faced capuchin) is the source of this 2679-nucleotide messenger RNA. RefSeq names its product monoacylglycerol O-acyltransferase 2 (gene MOGAT2). Gene Ontology annotation, cellular component: endoplasmic reticulum membrane. The transcript is spliced from 6 exons. NCBI's taxonomy places the organism in Eukaryota, Metazoa, Chordata, Mammalia, Primates, Cebidae. The record is from RefSeq and is a predicted model, not a curated record. Gene Ontology annotation, biological process: diacylglycerol biosynthetic process; triglyceride biosynthetic process. The coding region runs from base 129 to 1133 and encodes 334 amino acids. Gene Ontology annotation, molecular function: diacylglycerol O-acyltransferase activity; 2-acylglycerol O-acyltransferase activity.